This is a messenger RNA of Colletotrichum graminicola M1.001, 1473 nucleotides long. Its product is annotated as major facilitator superfamily transporter. NCBI's taxonomy places the organism in Eukaryota, Fungi, Ascomycota, Sordariomycetes, Glomerellales, Glomerellaceae. Gene Ontology annotation, biological process: transmembrane transport. Gene Ontology annotation, molecular function: transmembrane transporter activity. The transcript has 3 exons. The record is from RefSeq and is a predicted model, not a curated record. Bases 1 to 1473 code for a protein of 490 amino acids. Gene Ontology annotation, cellular component: membrane.
AUGUCGCUCGAGAAAGUGCCCAUUGAGACCCAAGAUGGAGAUGUCGAUUCACCCCAGUCGGCAGUAGCAGACUCCUGUCUCACCAUUGACCCAGAGGCGGAAAAGCGCUUGCUGAGGAAGUUGGACCUAUGGCUCUCACCGAUGAUGAUUAUUGCCUUCUUGGUCGCCUACCUUGAUCGCAGCAAUAUCGGCAAUGCAGCAAUUGCGGGAAUGACGGAGGACUUGGAGUUGACCGGUAACAGGCUUAAUGUCGCUGUGACGGUCUUUUAUGUUACAUACAUUACAUUCGAAAUUCCCGCCUCCCUGAUCCUCAAGAAAGCUCGACCAAGCCGCCUCAUUCCCUUCUUUAUCCUCUCCUGGAGCGCCACUGUCGUUGGCUCAGCCUUUAUUACCAACUACGCCGGCUUGCUAGCAACUCGCCUUCUUAUCGGUGUCUUCGAAAGCGGUCUCUUCCCAUGCCUCACCCUCUAUCUCAGCACGUACUAUAAGCGAGAGGAACAAGCGCGCCGGAUUUCCUAUCUCUUCGUCGCCGCCGCCCUGUCCGGCGCCUUCGGUGGCCUUUUGGCCUAUGGCCUCACGAGUCUCCAUGGAGCCAGCGUCCUCGCUGGCUGGCGCUGGUUGUUUCUCGUCGAGGGAAUCAUCUCUCUGGCCGUUGGCUUUGCUUUCAUUGUUUUGCUGCCAGACAGCUUCGAAACGGCGAAAUGGCUUACGGAAGAAGAGAAGGCCCUGAUGCGUAUUCGUGCAGAGCAAUCCAGGGUAUACCAGGGAGAAUCGGACACGUUUGACAAGCAGGAGGUGAAGCUUGCCUUCAAGGACCCGAAGGUCUGGCUGUCGGCGGGCUGCCAGUUCUGCGCGAACACAUGCUCGUUCGGAUUCGGGACCUUCUUGCCGGUCAUCAUCCGCGGUUUUGGAUACAGCAGCAUCAAGACGCAGUUGCUGACUGUUCCCGUCUACAUCUGGGCCUCUGCCGUCUAUCUGACUGUUGCAUACUGUUCCGACAAGCUCAACAAGCGGGCUGUCUUCAUGGUCCCAAUGGCUCUUGUGACCGCCACGGGAUACGCUCUCAUGCUGGGAGUGAGUAUGAAGUCCACGGCUGUCCUCUACUUUGCAACUUUCGUUACCGCGACCGGAAUCUAUUGCGUCGUCGGCCUGAACGUCACAUGGGUUAGCAACUCCAAUGCAGGCUACUUCAAACGCGCGACGGCCAUCGGUCUGCAACAGGCCAUUGGGAACAGCGCGGGUAUCAUGGCGGGACAAAUCUACCGCAUCACCGCGUCGGACGGAAGGUACACGAUCGGCCACGCGGUCUCCAUAUGCACCAUUACCAUUGCCUCUGUCGGGUACUUUACCAUGUGGACUUGGUUGAACAAAAUCAACAACAAGAGGGAUAAUAUGAGCAUUGAUGAGAGGUCGCGGGAAAUCGACCAGGGGAAGAAGGGUGACAGACACCCCGAUUUUAGAUAUACUCUGUAG